AUGGCUACGGAGGAUGUUGGCAGCUCUCCAAAUGGGCACCAUGGAAUCACCAUUAUGGACAUCCAAAAAGAUCACCCCAAAACUUCUUCCUUCACUUUCACUCGUGCAUUUUCCCAAAAGUUAAUGGCAGAGUUGUUUGCUACAUACUUCUUGGUAUUUGCGGGUUGUGGGGUGAUCAUGGUAAACAUUGACAAGAGCCUCGUGGGUAUGCCUGGAGUCGCCAUUGUAUGGGGGGCAGCGGUUAUGGUGAUGGUUUACGCUGUGGGACAUGUAUCUGGUGCACAUAUGAACCCUGCUGUCACUAUUGCUUUCGCCUCUUGCAAAAGGUUCCCUUGGAAAGAGGUUCCCGGGUACAUGGUAGCCCAACUCCUAGCAGCAACCCUAGCAAGUGCAACUCUACGGUUAAUAUUCAGCGGGAAUCAUGUUCACUUUGUUGGAAACACCCCUCCCGGGUCUGACCUCCAAUCCUUGGUGAUGGAAAUUAUUAUUACUUUCUACCUCAUGUUUGUUAUCACUGCAGUCGCCACAGAUGACCGAGCUACCGGGCAACUAGCCGGGGUUGCCAUCGGAUCAACCAUUCUUCUUAAUGCGAUGUUCGCGGGCCCUGUAUCAGGGGCGUCAAUGAACCCCGCAAGAAGCAUAGGGCCAGCGCUAGUGUGGAACAAGUAUGAGGGGCUAUGGGUUUACAUUCUGGGACCGACAAUUGGAGCCAUAGGUGGUGCAUGGGGGUACAACUCCUUAAGGUUCACCGAUAAGUCUUUGAGUGAGGUAGCCAAGGGUGAAUCUGAACAAUGA
This is a messenger RNA of Erigeron canadensis, 795 nucleotides long. RefSeq names its product aquaporin NIP1-1-like. Gene Ontology annotation, cellular component: membrane. Gene Ontology annotation, molecular function: channel activity. The coding region runs from base 1 to 795 and encodes 264 amino acids. The transcript is spliced from 5 exons. The record is from RefSeq and is a predicted model, not a curated record. Gene Ontology annotation, biological process: transmembrane transport. Lineage: Eukaryota; Viridiplantae; Streptophyta; Magnoliopsida; Asterales; Asteraceae.